Molecule: messenger RNA, 387 nt
Organism: Durusdinium trenchii
Lineage: Eukaryota; Dinophyceae; Suessiales; Symbiodiniaceae
Source: the annotation of a GenBank genome assembly
AUGCCAAUGUCCGACGUGUACGGCAGCACGAACCUCUUGGGCUCAGGCCUUCUCAACACAAACUUCGGCUUCAACCUUACAGGUCCGCACAUUCCGCCCCCAACGACGUCCAUGGAGCUGAAGGAGCUGCAGGAACUGAAGGAGCCUUCAGUGACACAUCCAUCAGCUGAGGUGUGCUAUGCCGGCAUGCGCCCCUUGGCCUCGCUGGUACCCAUCGACCGAUCGACCCUGCUGCAGGCCAGGCAGGUGGCCGUCCGCAUGGACCAGGGCCCACCCGGCUUGGCCAUGUGGGCACCAACACCGACCACGAAGGCGAACCUCUUGGGUUUCCGCUAUCCUGAGCCAGGAUACAUGUCAGUUGCACCGCGAACGCCGGGAGCAGCAUGA